CGCUGCACCUCCCCCGGCGACCGCGCCCCCGGCCGCCGUCUCCCGGCCCGGGACAGAGCGACCAACGCUCGGCACAGAGAGCAUUCCGAAACGCAGGCUGCUUUCAGGAAUAUCUCUGUGGAUAGUUGGGGCUUAUUCCACUAGAAGCAAGAUGGCUGAACUCAAUACUCAUGUGAAUGUCAAGGAAAAGAUCUAUGCAGUUCGCUCAGUUGUUCCCAACAAAAGCAAUAAUGAAAUCGUGCUGGUGCUACAACAGUUUGACUUUAAUGUAGAUAAAGCAGUGCAAGCCUUUGUGGAUGGCAGUGCAGUUCAAGUUCUAAAAGAAUGGAAUAUGACAGGAAAAAAGAAGAACAAUAAAAGAAAAAGAAGCAAGUCUAAGCAGCAUCAAGGCAACAAAGAUGCUAAAGACAAGGCAGAGAGGCCGGAAGCAGGGCCCCUGCAGCCACCACCGCCCCAGAUACAAAAUGGCCAUAUAAAUGGCUGUGAGAAGGACAACUCAUCCACCGAUUCUGCCAGUGAAAAACCAGUCCUUAUCCCUCGUGACAAAAAGAUCUCGAUACUCGAGGAACCUUCAAAGUCCCUUCGUGGGGUCACAGGCCCAAACAUUGAGAAAUCGGUGAAGGAUUUGCAACGCUGCACUGUGUCUCUAACUAGAUAUCGUGUCAUGAUCAAGGAAGAAGUGGAUAGUUCAGUGAAGAAGAUCAAAGCUGCCUUUGCUGAAUUACACAACUGCAUCAUUGACAAAGAAGUUUCAUUAAUGGCAGAAAUGGAUAAAGUUAAAGAAGAAGCCAUGGAAAUCCUGACUGCUCGUCAGAAGAAAGCAGAGGAACUAAAGAGACUGACAGAUCUAGCCAGUCAGAUGGCAGAGAUGCAGCUGGCUGAACUCAGGGCAGAAAUUAAGCACUUUGUCAGCGAGCGUAAAUAUGAUGAAGAGCUCGGGAAGGCUGCCCGAUUCUCCUGUGACAUUGAACAGCUAAAGGCCCAAAUCAUGCUCUGCGGAGAAAUUACACACCCAAAGAACAACUAUUCCUCAAGAACUCCCUGCAGCUCCCUGCUGCCGCUGCUGAACGCCCAUGCAGCAACCUCUGGAAAACAGAGCAACUUUACCCGAAAAUCAUCCAAUCACAACAAGGCCUCAGAGGGUAAAGCAGCAAACCCAAAAAUGGCGAGCAAUCUUCCCAGUGCUGCCGACAGCUCUCACCAGGCCGUGCCAACUAAUAAGCAGAAUGGAUCUUCUAGCCAAAGACGAAGAUUUAAUCCACAGUACCAUAACAACCGGCUAAAUGGGUCUGCCAAGCCCCAGGGCAGUGGUAAUGAAGCUGAUUUGAUGAUGAAGGGCAACAACCGCCAUGAACACAGAAGACAGCCGCACAAUGGCUUCCGUCCCAAAAACAAAGGUGGCGCCAAAAACCAAGAAGCCCCCUUGGGAACAAAGAUCCCUGAGGCCCCGGCCCAUUCAGAAAAGCCCCGGCGAAGGCAGCACGCUGUAGACAACUCGGAGGCCAGGCCUUUCCGGGGUAAUGUCACUAGGGUUUCACAGUGCAAUCUCUGCCCUACAAGAAUAGAAGUUUCCACAGAUGCCGCGGUCCUCUCAGUCCCAGCUGUAACAUUGGUGGCCUGAGCUAGGAGAGAAAAAAGCAGUUUUCACUCAGUUUUGGUUCCCUGCCCGAGGUGCUGACCCAAUUCGCUGCCAAAAGAGAGUCAAUCAGAAUAUACAAACCCUAUAUGGUUGUGUCAUCCUCUCUUAAUCAUUUUUACUAAUUCUAAUAAUCAGCUCUAGCUUGCUUUCAUAACAUUUCAUGGCUUUGCUUGAUCUGUUGAUGCUUUUUCUCACCAAGACAUUGCAGCAUUUUAGCCAGGCAGUAUUUACUCAUUUGUUAGGAAAAUCAAGAUGUGGCUAAAGAUCAGAGGCUCAGUAGCAACCUGUGUUGUAGCAGUGAUGUCAGUCCAUUGAUUGUCUUUAGAGAGUUAAUGUUGGAAAAAAAAAAUCCUUACUGAUCAGACAAACAUGAUCUGCUGAAGACACAUGCGCUUUUGUAGAAUUUAACAUCUGGUGUUUUUCUGAAAAAAAAAUAUAUAUACAUAUAUUGCUUUAUUUGAAACAAAUUAAAAUAUGCUGCAUUUGAUA
Molecule: messenger RNA, 2128 nt
Organism: Lynx canadensis (Canada lynx)
Lineage: Eukaryota; Metazoa; Chordata; Mammalia; Carnivora; Felidae
Gene: SPATS2L
Product: spermatogenesis associated serine rich 2 like
Cellular component (GO): cytoplasm
Molecular function (GO): protein binding
Source: RefSeq, a predicted model, not a curated record